Molecule: messenger RNA, 363 nt
Organism: Phragmites australis (common reed)
Lineage: Eukaryota; Viridiplantae; Streptophyta; Magnoliopsida; Poales; Poaceae
Exons: 2
Coding region: 1-363 (120 amino acids)
Biological process (GO): defense response
Source: RefSeq, a predicted model, not a curated record
AUGGCAUUCAACAAGAAAGCGGUGUUCGUUGGCUUCACCUUGGCCUUGCUCCUCGUGACCUAUUGUGCGGAAGCAGUAAAGAUAUGCACAUUUAACAGCAAAACUUUCCAUGGUCCCUGCAAGAGCAACAAGAACUGCGCGAGCGCGUGCAUCCACGAGGGCGAAGAAAAUGGUACGGGGUACACCGGCGGCCACUGUUCCAGGAAGAAGUGGUCUCUUGGCCCCGACGGCGACGACGGCUUUGACUUGAACUGGAAAAAAGGCCCCAAAUGCAAAUGUGUCAAACCGUGCAACGGGCCAAGCCCGCCGCCCGGGGACGAGCCGCCGCCUGGGAUGAAAGUUUCCGACUGGCCAGUUGUUUAG